Oncorhynchus tshawytscha (Chinook salmon) is the source of this 3419-nucleotide messenger RNA. RefSeq names its product DENN domain-containing protein 1B. The transcript is spliced from 18 exons. Gene Ontology annotation, biological process: endocytic recycling; endocytosis. Gene Ontology annotation, cellular component: cytosol; intracellular membrane-bounded organelle. Bases 127 to 2649 code for a protein of 840 amino acids. The record is from RefSeq and is a predicted model, not a curated record. NCBI's taxonomy places the organism in Eukaryota, Metazoa, Chordata, Actinopteri, Salmoniformes, Salmonidae. Gene Ontology annotation, molecular function: guanyl-nucleotide exchange factor activity; phosphatidylinositol phosphate binding.
GAGAGAUGUGGUAGCAGUGCAACACUUCACCUUUGUGUUGACUGACUUGGAGGGAUGCCAACGCUUCGGCUUCUGUCGUCUCACCAGCAGCUCACACACCUGCCUCUGUAUGCUUAGACCAAUGAGAUGCGAGAACUGCUGGGCGCCCUCUACACACAUCCCCUGCCAUUGGCUGUCGGCUCUGUCACUCUGCAGCUGGGAGAGAAGCUAUUGGUCAGGACAGAGAUGCCCCGCCCUCCUGGACAUGCCCCCCUCACCCCAGGGAAGGGGCAGGAAGGGGUCCCGUACUUCAUCGCUCCAGACCCCAGAGGACUCCCUUCCAUCCCUGAGAGUAGGAACCUGACAGAGUUGGUGGUAGCGGUAGAUGUGUCUAACCUCCUCCAGCUCUAUGCCAGCAUGUUGUUUGAGAGACGCAUCCUCAUCCUCUCCAGCAAACUCAGCACACUGACAGCGUGUGUUCAUGCCCUCAGUGCUGUGCUCUACCCCAUGUACUGGCAACACAUCUUCAUACCUGUCCUGCCCCCACACCUACUGGACUACUGCUGUGCUCCGAUGCCCUUCCUCAUAGGAGUCCACUCCAGUCUGACAGAGAGAGUGAGAAGCCGGGGGUUAGAGGACGUGGUGAUUCUGAAUGUAGACACCAACACUAUAGAGUCUCCCUUCGAAGACCUGAAGAAGAUACCAGCAGAUGUGGUAUCAGGUCUGAAGUUGUGUCUGAAACGUCAGGCAGCGUCAGCAGGUGUGGGCGUGGCCAAGGCCUUCCUCAGGGCUCAGGCUCUGCUGUUUGGAGGAUAUGGAGACGCUCUGAAGGGACACACGAAUGGUCAGAUCAUGUUCUGUGAGGAGGUUUUCCUGGACCACAGGUCUCCCAGUAUGAGACAGUUCCUACAGAGUGCUGUCCAUCUGCAGCUCUUCAAACAGUUUAUUGAUGGACGUCUGGAGCUGCUGAACAGAGGGAUAGAGCCAGACGACCUGUUUGAACAAGAGAUGCUACAGUGUGGAACAGCAGAAGCAGGAAGCACCAAAGCCUAUCAUCAACUGGUGGGCAACCUGAAGAAAGGGGGAGGAGCUCUCAUCCUUAACGUCAAGUCUAAGACUCACAUGUACAAGUCGGCCAAACGUGGCUUGAGGAACUUUCUAUCACCCAAGGAGCACGUUGAGAUUCUCUCCCUUAAGAGAGGCAACUCCGUGUCCGGAACACACACACACCGCCGCAAACAAUCAGAUUGCCUUCAGAGCCGUUUACCAAUCACACAACACUUUGGGAAGUCUCGUCCCCGUCGUCCAGUUAACAAACAAGGCUGUCUCCUUGACGACGAGAACACACAAGAGAACAGAGACACCUGGGAGGAAGACUGGCAGGACAGUGCUGUCUCAGGCCCCGUGGCAGACCCAGAGCUCCAGGAGGAGGAGGGGGGAGACUCUGGUAUGUGUGACCCAGAGGAGAUGGACCUCCUGGGGGAGAUCUUUGACACGCUGAGUGCCCGGAGCUCCCAUGACCGCGGCCUGCUCUACGGGACACGAAGUCUAGACCUGUUUGGACCUGAUACUACUGACUACAUCAGACAGAGGGGCCUGGCCACUCCCAGUCAGGAAAGUCUAGGUGUGUCCAUCGGUGGGAGUGGCAGUCUGCACAGCUGGAACCUGGAGGACGGGCUACAUUACAUGGGGGAGGGGCCAGAACAGACCGAUGAUUCUGAUGGGCUAGGAGAGGGACAGGCGUUGUCAGAGGAAGCAUCACAAACACCUCAAGGGAGAAGAGAGGACGGGAGGAGAGAGGAGGGAGGAGAGAGGAGGGAAGAGGAGGGAAGGAGAGAGGAGAUGGAAAAGGGGUUGGUGGAGGCAGAGGAGCUUAAAGAGAGGAAAGAGGUGGGGAUGGAGAGAUGGAAUGUUCUGAGGCAAGGAGGGCAGGAUGAUCAACAGAUGGAGGAGAGGAAGAGGGAUGAAGACAUCACUAUGGAGCCAGAGAUUCAGUCUGAAUGUGUGGGUGAGAAUGGGAAGGGGAAAGAAGUGGAGGGAGAGAAAGAGAGAGAGAAGAUGCUGAAUGACAGAAGUAAAGACCAACAAGAAGAGGAGAACCAGGGGCAGGAGAGAGGCCCCAAGACACCAGGAGAAUUACCCAGGAACAGAGGCCCAAGGCCGGGUGCGGAGUCUAGGGCCGGGGCAGUGGAGGACAACCAGGGAGAAGGGGACAGACUCACCCCCAAAACCACUGCUUUUCCUGGGCCUGAGAACGGCACAGCAACCCAUGCUUCUAAACAACCCCUGGGUCAGCUAGAAAGAGAAGAAAAGGGGGAGGAAAUAGAGGUGGGACACACACCCCUUUCUCCCAGUGCUCUAUCUGCUGUAGCACUGAUCCAGUCACCGGCCUCCGUGCAAACCCUCCAUGGGAAGGCCCAGACUAGGGGCUCGCCUAAACCCAGUAAGCCCAGCAACACUCCUCGGACCUGGGACACUAUACAGAAGAGCUGCCCUCAGGAACCCAACAACACCCAGGUCUCACCGAAUGACAGAGCUGGACCUGGCAUAGCCACCCCUGUCUUGACUACGCCUAUAAAUAACCAAUCAGAACCAGGGGGGAACACCACAGUGCAGGAAGACCCACCCCCUGUCAAGGUGUCUGAGCUGAAGAAGAGAUUUGAAGCUUGAUGAUUGGUGCAGGACUGUUUGAGUGGCGCAAAGCUCAGCCAAUGAUUUUGCAGUUUUCAAAGACUGAGGGCCUUGAGUCAGAGAAGAAAUUGGGAUGGAAAGUGAAACUCAGGAACAUGAAGCGCUCUGAAUGUUGCAAGUAGAAAUAGAAUGAAUAGAAUUGACACAAUCCCAUAUUCUAACCGACAGACAGUAAUUCCGGUUCUACACCAUACACUUCUAUCUGAACAUUCCUUGUGUUAAGCAAACCAGACGGCACCAUUUUCUGUUUUAAAAUAUAUAUAUUUACAGAUAGCCAGGGGAACACUCAGACAUCAUUUACAAACUAAGCAUUUGUGUAUAGUGAGUCGGCAAGAUCCGGUAGUAGGGAUGAACAAGGACGUCCUCUUGAUAAGUGCGUGAAAUGGACCAUUUUCCUGUCAGAAUGUAACAAGUACGUUUGGGUAUCAGGGAAAAUGUAUGGAGUAAAAAGUACAUUAUUUUCAUAAAGAAUGUAGUGAAGUAAAAGUUGUCAAAAAUAGUAAAGUAAUGUUUUGAUACCAAAAAAAAAAAAAACCUUAAGUAGUACUUGAACGUAUUUUUACUUAAGUACUUCACACCACAGUUGAAUAACCCACUGAUCAUGUCACAUGACAUUCAGGAACCAGUUCUGUCCAAUCCCUCUGACUGAUGUCGCUGGUUGUAUUGUCCUUAGAUGACCAGCAGGUGGAGCUUGUGGAACAUGAACAGAUUAACUCAAUGCACUGAAUAAAUGGACGUUUUAUACUUUU